AUCAAUUGGAUUCUCCAGAAAUACCAACACAAGGUAGUAUUAGUAGUAGUCUUCAAUUUCAAACCCUAACAAGCCCCCUGCGGCCUGCGGCAUUAGGGUUUUUUUUACAAGGGAGAAAAAAAUUCAAACAUGUCGAAACGCAAAUUCGGAUUCGAAGGGUUUGGAAUAAACCGUCAAGCUACUUACAACUUCGAGCGAUCGCAAGCUCCUCAACGACUCUACGUUCCUCGCUCCUCUCGUCACGGCCACGACAACUACGAAGAUACCGACCUCGACAAUAUCGAUUACGCCAAUAAUGAUACCUUCAAGGAAGCUGAUAAUAACAACUCGAACGACAAUGCUAACGGAGCGGAAGAUGAGGAAGUUGACCCUCUUGACGCGUUUAUGCAAGGUAUUCAGGAGGAUUUGAAAGCGGCGCCACCUCCGGACCCGAAGGUCAAGGCAGAGAGGUAUAGAGAUGACGAGGAUGAGAAUGAUCCUGUGGAGAGCUUUUUGAGGGCGAAGAAAGAUGUUGGGUUGACGUUGGCUGCAGAUGCUUUACGUGCUGGUUAUGAUUCAGAUGAGGAGGUUUAUGCAGCGGCGAAGGCUGUAGAUGCGGGUGCGUUGGAGUAUGAUUCCGAUGAUAAUCCAGUGGUUGUGGACAAGAAGAAGAUAGAGCCGAUUCCGGCUCUUGAUCACAGUUCCGUUGAGUAUGAGCCGUUUUAUAAAGAUUUUUAUGAGGAGAAGGCAUCAAUCUCAGGAAUGAGUGAGCAAGAAGUAGCUGAAUAUCGGAAGAGCUUGGCUAUCCGUGUUUCUGGUUUUGAUGUCCCAAAACCAGUUAAGACAUUUGAAGAAUGUGGUUUUGCACCAGAAUUAAUGCGUGCUAUUGUGAAACAAGCCUAUGAAAAGCCUACCACUAUUCAAUGCCAAGCCUUACCUAUUGUUCUUUCUGGUAGGGAUAUUAUUGGUAUAGCAAAAACUGGGUCUGGUAAGACUGCUUCUUUUGUGCUUCCAAUGAUUGUCCACAUUAUGGAUCAGCCUGAACUUCAGAAAGAGGAGGGCCCGAUUGGAGUGAUAUGUGCACCUACCCGUGAACUAGCGCACCAAAUAUUCUUGGAAACAAAGAAAUUUGCAAAAGCCUAUGGAUUACGUUCCUGUGCUGUUUAUGGUGGAAUGUCCAAACUUGAUCAAUUCAAGGAACUCAAGGCAGGAUGUGAGAUAGUUGUUGCUACACCUGGCAGAUUGAUAGACAUGAUUAAAAUGAAGGCCCUGACAAUGAUGAGAGCAACUUAUUUGGUACUUGAUGAGGCUGAUCGAAUGUUUGACCUUGGGUUUGAACCACAAAUAAGGUCAAUUGUUGGUCAAAUCAGACUUGAUCGCCAGACCACACUAUUUUCUGCGACAAUGCCCCGGAAAGUUGAGAAAUUGGCAAGGGAGAUUCUCAGUGACCCAGUCAGAGUCACAGUUGGUGAGGUGGGAAUGGCUAAUGAAGAUAUUACUCAGGUUGUUCAUGUAAUUCCUUCUGAUUCUGAGAAGUUACCUUGGCUUCUAGAGAAGCUACCUGGUAUGAUUGAUGACGGUGAUGUUUUGGUGUUUGCGUCCAAGAAAGCUACUGUUGAUGAGAUUGAUUCACAGCUCUCUCAGAAGGGUUUUAAGGUUGCCGCCCUUCAUGGUGAUAAGGAUCAGGCUUCUCGAAUGGAAAUUCUACAAAAGUUUAAAUCUGGCAUCUACCAUGUUCUUGUAGCGACUGAUGUUGCUGCCCGUGGUCUUGAUAUCAAGUCAAUUAAGUCAGUUGUGAACUUUGAUAUUGCAAAAGACAUGGAUAUGCAUGUGCACCGUAUUGGCAGGACAGGUCGUGCUGGCGAUAAAGAUGGCAGUGCAUAUACUUUGAUAACUCAGAAAGAGGCACGGUUUGCUGGUGAAUUGGUUAAUAGUAUGAUAGCUGCUGGUCAAAAUGUCUCGAUGGAACUCAUGGAUCUUGCUAUGAAGGAUGGGAGAUUCCGGUCCAAGCGUGAUGCAAGAAAAGGAGGUGGGAAGAAAGGCAGAGGAAGGGGUGGUGGGGGUGGGAGUGGUCGAGGCGUUCGUGGUGUUGAUUAUGGUCUGGGUAUUGGAUAUAAUGCAGAAUCCAGUAAUGCUGCAUCUCAACCUGUUCAAAGUCGAAAUGCUGCAGUAAAUUCUCUGAAAACUGGCAUGAUGGCACAAUUUAGGAGUAACUUUGUAGCUGCCUCAUCAAACUCUCAAAAUCAAGGCUCCAGUAACAGCUCAAGCAUUAGGAGACCAACUCUGACUGGAUUUGUAUCUGGUGGUACCAUAGGUGAAGAUUUGAAUAGGUCUCAGAUAGCUAGUUCAUUCAGCACUGCUCCAUCAUCAGGAUUGAAUAAUUCGCAAAAUACUGGACAAAACACCAGCCAAAGGAACUCAGAGAGUUCAAGAGAUAGGCCUAGAGAAAGACGGAGGCCAUCUGGAUGGGACCGUUAGGCUUUAUACAUCCAUGGACAAUGCUAUUUACAUAAAACAAGAAAUUUUCUGUUCA
Hibiscus syriacus is the source of this 2512-nucleotide messenger RNA. RefSeq names its product DEAD-box ATP-dependent RNA helicase 24-like. NCBI's taxonomy places the organism in Eukaryota, Viridiplantae, Streptophyta, Magnoliopsida, Malvales, Malvaceae. Gene Ontology annotation, molecular function: RNA helicase activity; RNA binding; ATP binding. The record is from RefSeq and is a predicted model, not a curated record. Bases 130 to 2457 code for a protein of 775 amino acids. The transcript has 5 exons.